Colletotrichum paranaense is the source of this 351-nucleotide messenger RNA. RefSeq lists its product as uncharacterized. The record is from RefSeq and is a predicted model, not a curated record. The annotation marks the transcript as partial. The transcript is spliced from 2 exons. Lineage: Eukaryota; Fungi; Ascomycota; Sordariomycetes; Glomerellales; Glomerellaceae.
GAAAAAGUCGGGGGGAGAGGGGGGAUUUCCGGGCAGACCAGGACACGAUCAAGGCCUUGGUUAUGCUCAAUGCUUGAGCAGGCCAAUCUUGCCAGGUCAUGGUCAAGGGAGAGAGAUACGGAACGGGUCCGGAAUCCGGAGCAGGCCCAGGCCGAAAAUGGAAAGAGCAGGAGCCAAGCACGGACACAACCAAACUUCAGCAGUCAGAAGUUCAGAACUCGGUCGUGCCUGAGGAAAGAGCAAUGGGCAGCUUCAAUGCCCGAGGCGUGCGGCUUGCGGCGUGCCAGGCUCCCACUCACCACACUCCCCCACCCGACCUUAGCCAUUCUCCAUCCAGCAUCGCGACCAUGA